UACAUCACCAGAGUUGGAGGGGCUGCAGUGGUUUAUGGAGAAUGUAUCAUCAGAGUGAAGAGGGGGACCUCACCGGUGUAUGGAGGGAGUGUGCAACCAUAGUAUUGGGCGGUACAGUCUUGCUUUUUAGAGGGGGUGCAUCAGAAGUGCAUGAAGAUGGGAACAGCAUUGGGGGGGGGGGUUGCAACACCAGACUGAGACUACUGGUUCCAGCGCUCACCUAGAGAAUGCUUGGAGGGGGUGUCAAUCCCUCUCUGUGCAAAGGGAGACUUUGGCACCGAUCUGGAGAUCACAGGGGUCCCAACUUUCGACUCCUGCGAUCAGAUAUUUAUCCCCUGCCCUGAAAGUGUUGUAUAGAAAAACCGGUGAAAAUGAUUAGUUGCUGAAUUGAACACCGGUUUGAACAUGUCUGCUGAUGGGGGGUUUGGUGCAGCAAACAGUGAUGCACAGCAGAGCUUACAGUCGUUCUGGCCAAGGGUUAUGGAGGAUAUCCGAAAUCUAACAGUGAAAGAUUUCCGUGUCCAGGAGCUUCCGUUGGCUCGAAUUAAAAAAAUCAUGAAGCUUGAUGAAGACGUUAAAAUGAUCAGCGCGGAAGCUCCAGUACUGUUUGCCAAAGCUGCCCAGAUUUUUAUAACUGAAUUGACCCUGCGUGCCUGGAUUCACACAGAGGACAACAAAAGGAGGACUUUGCAGAGGAACGAUAUCGCCAUGGCGAUAACAAAGUUUGACCAGUUUGAUUUCCUAAUUGACAUUGUUCCCCGGGAUGAGCUAAAACCUCCAAAGCGCCAGGAAGAAGUUCGGCAAGCAGUGACUGCAGCAGAACCCGUCCAAUACUACUUUACAUUGGCCCAACAACCAGCAGCCGUACAAGUCCAGGGACAGGCAGGCGGUCAGCAGACUACUACUUCAACUACUACCCUCCAGCCUGGCCAGAUUAUCAUUGCUCAGCCACAACAAGGACAGAGUGCACCAGUAACUAUGCAGGUGGGAGAAGGUCAACAAGUGCAGAUUGUCCAGGCCCAACCACAAGGUCAAAGCCAGCAAGGUCAGGGUGGAGCAGGACAAACCAUGCAAGUUAUGCAGCAAAUAAUCACCAAUACAGGAGAGAUCCAGCAGAUUCCGGUGCAGCUCAACACAGGGCAGCUUCAGUACAUACGUCUUGCUCAGCCUGUGUCUGGAACACAGGUUGUGCAGGGACAGAUUCAGACCCUAGCAGCCAAUGCACAACAGAUUACGCAAGCAGAAGUACAACAAGGUCAGCAGCAAUUCAGCCAGUUCACUGAUGGACAGCAAUUAUAUCAGAUACAGCAAGUAACCAUGCCUGCUGGUCAGGAUAUCACACAGCCCUUGUUCAUCCAGUCAAGUGGUCAAGCAACUGAUGGACAAGCUACUCAGGUCACUGGAGACUGAUAAAAUGAUCAGAGGGUGAUUGGGGCAAUAAAGACAGCACAGGCAUUUAUUAACAUGUGGAAAGACUGGCGGAUUCUCUGACUUCAGCACAUCGAAUUGAGAAGUCUGCCGUUUGAUACAUUUCUAAUAAGGUGGAACGUUCAGUCCGGCAGGAUAUCUGUGCACAACAUCGAGAUCUGCAAAUCACUGUAGUAAGCACCAAAGUAGGUGGACAUUUGUACCCAGCAGCCCUGACACAAAGAACUUCAUAAGCCCCAAUGCACUUGACUGCAUUGUGUGUUUUUAGCAGUUGUCUUGUUCACACUUUAUAAUAAACAAACUUGAGCAAAAAUUUCAAAAUGCCAUUGGGGUUCCAUGCGGCAUCCCUUCUAAAAGGGCUAGAUUGUUUAUCUGCCUCUGCAAAAUAUAUUAACAGAAUUUGCCCCUUCAUCAUAUUCGGAUCCUUUCCUAGGUUUUUAUUUUUCUUCUCCGCAAUCCUGCCUUUUUGUAAACCUCUAAUGGAAGGAAGGGAAAUUUAUGUAACCCCUUUUGGCUUCCUAUCCUUUUCAGCUGUUUGUGAUUGAAAUUGGUAAAUGUGAACAGGGGAUUGAACGUUAUAAAUAUAUAUAUAUAUAUUUGUUUUCUUUUUUUUAUUUUUAAGUAUUGUGCUAGUCUGAAUUGAAUGCAUGUGAAAUCUUUGCACAGACAGCAAUAAAGUUUCUUUUUAGAUACACUUUUCUU
Messenger RNA from Hyla sarda, 2130 nucleotides. RefSeq names its product nuclear transcription factor Y subunit gamma (gene NFYC). Gene Ontology annotation, biological process: regulation of DNA-templated transcription. The transcript is spliced from 10 exons. Gene Ontology annotation, cellular component: CCAAT-binding factor complex; nucleus. Gene Ontology annotation, molecular function: DNA binding; DNA-binding transcription activator activity, RNA polymerase II-specific; protein heterodimerization activity. The coding region runs from base 406 to 1410 and encodes 334 amino acids. The record is from RefSeq and is a predicted model, not a curated record. NCBI's taxonomy places the organism in Eukaryota, Metazoa, Chordata, Amphibia, Anura, Hylidae.